UAAAAAAUGAUGUCCAUUUUCUUCUCUCUCCACAUCAAUCUCUCUCUCUCUUUCUCUCUCAUCCUCUGCAACAAAAAAACAACUCUCACACUCUUCUCUUCAUCCUUUGCAAAACUUUUUAACACUUUUUCACAAGCAAUCUCUGAGAGGGAAAAAAUAAAUAAAAAAUAAAACAAAAGAAAAAGCCAAGGUUUUCAGUUUUCUCCUUCAUCCAAAAAAUCCAAUAUUCUUCUUCAUUCUCUCCCACCCUUUUGAAACCCCUUUCACUAAUUCUUCGUCGGUGCUUCAAAGUUUCAAUCUCGAUCUUCUUCACCCAAUUUCACAUCAGAUUUUAGGGUUUCCACUGUUUCUGGGUCACCUUCAAGUUCAUUCCUUUGAUGUGUUUUUGCUCCAUUUUGCAGUGCUUUUGUCUUGAACUUGUUAAAGGGUCAAUGAUUCUAGUGCUAGAUUUUAAGUGGGGUCGUUGAGAAAGUAGGGGAAUCACAUUGUGUUUGUCAAAAAGGGAGGGUUUUUAUCUACUUGUUGAGAGGUUCCUUUGUUUUUGAGGCUUUUGUGAAUAGUGGUUGCUUUUUUUUUUGGAAGCUUAUUUUAGAAGCAAUUAACUCCCCCUUUUGAACGUGAUAGUAUUUAGUGCUAUCAUGGACUCACACAGUGUUUUCUUUUGAUUCAUUUUAUCUCUUUCUCUUUUUGGAUUUUGAAGUCAUUUUUAGUUGUGAAACCCGUGAAUUUGUCUCUUUUAUUUAUGGAGUAGCAGUUUUUAUUUAUUUAUUUAUUAAUUUAGUGAAAUUUGGUAGAUCAAGGUGAUUUAUUUUUAUGGGUAGCAUUGAUGAUUUAGCAUCACAAAUGGUUGGAUAUAAGGGUCAAUGGAUUUAUUGUGACGUGUAUCAAUAGCUUUAGAAAUAUAACUUGUUUAGGAUAAUGUUUUAGUUUCAUCAUAGGAGUGAGGUUUGGAAUCUGACAAGGAUAUGGUGAUGGAGGAUAUAGGGUUGUUUAAGCAAGUUUGGCAAUGGAUUAAGUCACAAAAAGACGCUUGCUGGCGUGCUCGAACGGUGGUGGUUUGUUGUAGAGACAGAACUGCGAUGUUUAUUGAACGGCAUUGGCCUAUGGUGUGUAAGGGUUGCUCAAAGUUGGGGAGCUUACUGAGGUUAUCAUUGAUUUUUUGGAAGGAUUCUGCUUUAAGGGGAUUUCAGUCCUUUAUUAGGUUUGGUUCGGUGAUGCUCCUGCUUAUAAUGUGGAGCUGCUUUCUUAGUCUGACUUCGAUGUUUUGCUUGGUUUACGUUCUUGUUAGUAUGGUUGUUGCUGGGGUUGCUGUUCAAUACUUGGGUUAUACUCCUGGACUUUUCAUCGUAGGGCUUUUUGCUAUCCUUAUUUUGUGGAUGUAUGCUAACUUCUGGAUCACAGGAACAUUACUCAUAGUUGGAGGUUAUUUGUUCUCCUUAAAUCAUGCACGCUUGGUGGUACUAAUUGGAACUGCUUACGCUAUGUAUUCUGUUCAAGCAAAAGUGGGAUGGCCGGGUGUUUUUCUUGCCAUAAACCUCGCGUUUCUUUCGAAUGACAUUUUGAAUUUUCUGCUCCAAUGGUUUGAUAACGUGAGUGAAAGUUCGCAUUCUGAAGAGCCGAAGCCAUCAGAAACAGAAACUGUUAUGGAAGACGACUUCGCCGAAGAGUGUGAAUAUCCUAUCCCACCGGAGGAAUCUGAGAAUUUGCAUUCGUGCAAAUCGUCUAGUAAACCACCUGCUGUCACCACAUCAGUUGUUGAUAAGAAGAAAGAACUUUUGGUUAACAAAGUUGUUAGAGAACAGACAAAUUCAAUUGAUGAAAUGAAAAGGAUAUUGAAGAGUCUGAAUCAUUAUGAAGCCCUUGGGUUUAUCCGCCACAAAAAGAUCGAUGCAGUCGUUUUGAAAAAGGAAUACCGGAAAAAGGCUAUGCUCGUGCAUCCUGAUAAAAACAUGGGAAGUUCUUUAGCAAGUGAGUCAUUUAAGAAGCUUCAAUGUGCAUACGAGGUUCUUUCUGACUCUGUGAAGAAGCGGGACUAUGAUGAACAAUUAAGAAAAGAAGAAUCCAUGGCUAAAAGUGUCUGCCAAAAAUCCCACAGUAGUUCACAUCAGGAUAAUACUGAAUAUUGUUCGGAAGAAUCCAGACGUAUACAGUGCACAAAGUGUGGGAAUUCACAUAUUUGGGUAUGCACUAACCGAAGUAAGGCCAAAGCAAGAUGGUGUCAGGACUGCCGUCAGUUUCAUCAAGCGAAGGACGGAGAUGGAUGGGUCGAAUAUAAGGGUUCUUUGGUUUUUGACAGGCCUCAAAAAGUGGAGAUUCCACGUGCUUUUGUUUGUGCCGAGAGCAAAAUAUUUGAUGUAUCAGAAUGGGCUAUAUGUCAGGGAAUGGCUUGUAGACCCAACACUCAUCGACCGAGCUUUCAUGUAAACAUGGUUGGCUUGGAGAAAAGCCAACGCUGCAACUCAAGUAGAUUCCCAUGGGAUUUGGACGCCGAAAUGAUGAUGGACGAAGACGAGGAGGCAUUUGAUCUAUGGCUUCAGCAAGCCUUGGCGUCUGGUCUCUUUUGCGAGUCCUCAAAACGCCGGAAGAGUUGGAGUCCUUUCAAAUUGCCUCAAAAGAAAGGGAAA
Messenger RNA from Cicer arietinum (chickpea), 2624 nucleotides. RefSeq lists its product as uncharacterized. The record is from RefSeq and is a predicted model, not a curated record. Lineage: Eukaryota; Viridiplantae; Streptophyta; Magnoliopsida; Fabales; Fabaceae.